AGUGCUCUUAGGCUGUUAGCUAAAGCCAUUUUCAAACAAAAAAAAAAAAAAGGAAAGACCAAAGAGAGAAGGAAAAACAAAAAAGGGGCAGAGAAAGAGAUAGAAAGGAAAGAUACAGAGAAGCCUGUGAAACCAAAAGCUGAGAUAACAUAGUGCACAGCCAAAGAAAAACAAAAACCAAAAGCUCAAAUCCCAAUUAAAUUUUUUUAAAAAAAUCUCCGAAAAUUAUUUGUUUUGUUGGUAUCUUCUUAUCCUCUGUUUUAUAAUUUUUUUUUUGUCUUCUCAUCUGAUCUCUUUAGCUAUGGAUCCUUUUGAUUUGUUUCGCAAAGGUUUUGGGUAGAGUUUAGUGGAAAUCAAGGGUGUAUCCUCUGCAUCUGUUUCCUAUAUCUAUGUAGAAUCUUUUUUCAUUUAAGUAAAGAAUGAGCUUAUUAAAGAAAGGGACCCAAAUUAGUGACACCAAACUAAAUACCCCUAGCAAGGUAACAACUUUGAAUCCUAAUGCUGCAGAGUUUGUUCCCUUUUCCCUUAGGUCACCAGCUUCUUCCGGAAGCACUAGCGCAGCUGAUGCAGCAGCAAAAUUUGCUACUUCUGGGACCAUAGGAAAAGCAGUGCUUGAUCGGUCAGAGUCUUCUGUUUCCAAUAAUUCUGAUGAAGAGGCUCAUCAGUUCUGGCGUCGCCAGCUGCCUGAUGACAUUACCCCAGACUUUAAGGUUAUUAAUGAGGAUGAUUCUCAAGGAAUUGGGUCUGGGAGCCUCUCUUUAGCAGGUUUGUCCUUGCAUGAUGGUAGCGAAGCUUCAAGGUUUCCUGCUUCUGCUGGUAGUGGAUAUGCAUUUGGUGAUCAGCAGGAACUACUGCAGCAUUAUGGUAAUGGUAAUAACUAUGCUGAAAAAUUGAGAUAUCCUGUUUCGUCCUAUGGAGAGGAUCCUACUUCAGCUAGUUUUUCGCAUUUUCCAGCCAAACAUUGGGACAAACAACUUGUUAACAGUGAUCAGCUACUUGGCAAUGGGAGGGAGGGACAUCCAUAUGAUGGAAACUCUAGACAUGGAUUCGUCAAUGAUAUGUUAGGUGAGCACACAAUUAUCGAUGAUACUGAAAUGAACCCUGUGGAGUUUCUGGCGUCUCAAUUCCCUGGAUUUGCUGCUGAAAGCCUUGCUGAAGUUUAUUUUGCCAAUAGUUGUGACUUAAAUCUGACUAUUGAGAUGCUCACUCAGCUUGAGCUUCAAGUUGAUGGUGGUUUCAACCAGAAUCUGAAUUCAAAGACCUUGUCAGCUCCCAAUCUGAGCACACUAGACUUUCCUGCGCUUACUGUGUCAGAUGGUCAGAGUGGUCCUCCAAAAUAUGCAGGAGAUGAUCUUCAACACAGUGCCAAUCCUUAUCGAACUUCUGACAAGGAAAAUAUGCUUAUGUUCAAGUCCGGUUCUUCCCUUUCAUCUAGAGGUGCCAUAGAUUUUGCUUCAGCUGUCAGGAAAAUGGCAUCUCAAGAUUCCGGAAUAUGGAAGUACGAUAGAAAUGGUUCUGCCGAUUCAACUGUAGGCUCAAGUAGAAGUUCUCAUGCGUUGGCUAAUACCUACAGUGCUGCACCUGGAAGAGGGGUUCAUGCUAAUAGGUUGCAGACUCGUGGUUCAGCUCGAUCUGCUCCUGUUUGGCUUGAAACUGGAGAUGCAGUGGCAAAUUUGUACUCUGAACUGCGUGAAGAAGCUCGAGACCAUGCACGUUUACGUAAUGCAUACCUUGAACAGGCACAUCAAGCAUUUGUUAUUGGCAAUAAGGCUCUAGCAAAGGAACUUAGUGUGAAAGGGCAACUACAUAAUAUGCAUAUGAAGGCAGCUCAUGGAAAAGCUCAAGAGUCUAUAUAUCGCCAGAGGAACCCAGAGAAUGUCAGAGGGCAGGAGCGGAUGAUAGACCUGCAUGGGUUGCAUGUUAGUGAAGCCAUUCACAUGCUGAAGCAUGAACUGUCGGUGCUCAGGAGCACAGCACGGGCAGCAGAUCAGCGUCUGCAGGUUUACAUAUGUGUUGGAACUGGCCACCAUACUAGGGGCUCUCGUACUCCAGCAAGACUUCCAGUUGCUGUACAGCGAUAUCUCCUUGAAGAAGAGUGCCUUGACUAUACAGAACCACAGCCAGGGCUACUUCGAGUUGUGAUAUAUUGAAGCCAUGGACAUGACAGCGUGAGGUAUAGGAGUUUUUGACACAACAGAAAAACUCAAGAAGUCUUAGUCGUCAUAGUCAUUCUUGUAUCUGUACAUGGGAGGAAACGGAAGACAAAGUAGUUGAACUCUGAAAAAAAAAGGAUAAAAAAAUCGAAAAAAGAUUUGGAAAAAAAGGAAAGAGAAGCUAGGGGAAAGAGAAAAAGUGGGGAAAAAAGGAAUUAGAAGUGUAUCAUUAAUGUGUAGACAGAUGACAGCAGCAAUUGCAUUUUGGUAGCAUCGGGGGAUGGGGCUGACACCAGCCAGCAACUUCUUUUCUCCGUUUUGUUAAUUUUGUAUCUUAAUUUUUACUUUGUUAAAUUCCUUUUUGUUUUUCAUUUUGGGUUAUUUCUCAGAUUUAACUGAUAGAAUUGGAUUACAUGAUAGUACGAUUCAUCAA
Messenger RNA from Theobroma cacao (cacao), 2586 nucleotides. It is a transcript of the gene CID7, whose product is annotated as CTC-interacting domain 7. NCBI's taxonomy places the organism in Eukaryota, Viridiplantae, Streptophyta, Magnoliopsida, Malvales, Malvaceae. The record is from RefSeq and is a predicted model, not a curated record.